AUAGGUUUACAAGGGUGGUCAGCAAUAUAUACCGGCCGUUCCCAGCCCUCGCAAAAAUGGCGCACAUCUUCGCGCGAGCGAAAGUCUGAAAAGUCUUGGUGGUUUUGUUUUCUUUCUGUUUAGAAAACUACGCUUCGGUGUUCCUCCUCACGAUCUAGAGGCUAGUUGAGGCGGUUUUCCCCCCUCAACCCCCCACGCGAUCGCAAAGAUGGCUCUCCUCAGCUUCGUCACGUCGCAAAACUUUGAGAAGCUCAGUGUUCUCCUCCAAUGGAAGCUUCUCGUAUUGGCCGCGAUCCCCGUUGCUGUGGUAUACUACCUCAGACGGACGAAAACCACCCAGGGUAUCGACAUCAAGCAAUACUCUCACUUCCCGCAGCCUGAAGAGGCUGACCCAGUGAGGGGCCAUUGGCCGUGGAUUGAGAAGUCCGCCGGUCUGGGUGAUCCUAGAAGGGCUUUUGACGAGAUUCUCUACGAACAGGCUGAGAAGCUUGGAUUUCCUCCCGUUCUAUUGGUGGACUGGCGCCCGAUCGAAAAGUUCCUUAUUCUUUUCAUCCUCGACAAUGAGGUUGCCGAACAAGUCACCAAGCCCUCGAAGCAGUACAGUACUAGCGUGCCGAAGCACCCCGCCAUCCAGCAUCUGGCCCCCCUGGUCGGCGCACGAUCUCUCGUAACGACGGAUGGUGAGGAAUGGAAGGGUCUGCGAAAGAGAAUUCUUCCCGGUUUUGCGCCGUCACAUCUUCUUGGUCUCGUCAAGGUCAUCUUGGACAAGUCGGAAACUUUCAUCGAGCUCAUGGAGCAGAAGGCCGCCACUGGCGAAGAAUUUACCAUCGACGAGUACACCACUAACCUGGCCUUCGACGUUAUCGGCAUUGUCACUUUUGAUAUGGAUCUCAAUGCUCAAAUCGAGGGCAAGCAGAGCGAGGUGCUACUUACAUACCGCGCCUUGUCACAAGCCUUCAACAAGCGUAUCCCCGGCAAGAACUGGAUGCGUGAAUACUUCACCGAGAACGAACGCACCCUCAGACGCUUGGACAAGAAGCUCGACGGCAUCCUCAAGGAAGAGAUCAAGAAGCAGCACAAGGAGCUCCUGGCCGGUGCCGACACCGCAUCCCGCAGUGUUGCUACCCUCAGUCUCCAGGGCAUCGACGUUCUGACCCCCGAGAUCCUCCAACAGACCAGCGACACCCUCCGCGGUUUUCUCUUUGCCGGCCACGACACAACGAGUAUUCUUCUGCAAUGGUGCUUUUACGAGCUUCACAGACGGCCUCAGUCCGCCAAGGAUCUGAAGGAUGAGCUUGACGAGGUCUUUGGCCCGGAUCAGAGCCCCAAGUCUGUCAUUGAGCAACUCAAGAGCCCCGAAGCUGGAAAGCUUCUCGCCCGCCUGCCUUGUAAGUUCAAGAUCUUUUCCACGUCAUUUCUACCCUCGGAGCAGCUAGCUGACCGCCGCGCAGACACCGACGCAGUGAUCAAGGAAGCCUUGCGCCUGCACCCUCCCGGAACAACAGCCCGCGUUGCGCCCCAGGGAUCCGGCACGACCCUGACCCUCCCCAACGGACAAAAGCUGGUCGUCGACGACCUCUGCGUUACCCCCAGAGCCUACAUCAUUCAGCGCCACCCCAAGAUCUUUGGCGAGACCAAGGACGACUUCAUGCCCGAGCGGUGGCUCGGCGAGGAGGGCGCCAAGAUCCCAGACAGCUGCUUCAGGCCCUACGAGAGAGGACCUCGUCGGUGCACCGGAUCCGAGCUCGCCAACUUGGAAGUGCGCAUCAUCUUGGCCUGCAUCGCGAGAUACUUUGAGUUUGUCAAGGUCGGGCAGGGUGAGCUUGACCUGGAUGAGAAGGGACAGCCCCAGCUUGACGAGAAGGGUUUCUACAAGACAAAGUCUGUCAUGUUCUCUACUCACUUGGUUACUGCUAAGCCUGUCGAUGGCAUGAAGGUGAAGGUCCAGAUCAAGGGACAACAAGCGUAAUCUUCCUCACAUGAUACCACCACGAAUGAACAAAAUGCAUCAGCAUACGAUAACUCGACGGUCCGACGCGUUUGUCUAGACACGGCUGGUGGGGGGGAUCUGGGGCCGCAGCGCCCCAUUUCAAGCCCCAUCUACUCUGUAUGAUAGAGAAUGCUUGACCCUGACGACGAUAUGCUGGAUGCGAUGAAUGUAUAUAACCAUUAGUGUGUUUAUGGUUUUUCUGGAAGAAUGCUUGACUGG
Colletotrichum acutatum is the source of this 2209-nucleotide messenger RNA. RefSeq names its product cytochrome P450 52A11. Gene Ontology annotation, molecular function: oxidoreductase activity, acting on paired donors, with incorporation or reduction of molecular oxygen; iron ion binding; monooxygenase activity. The transcript has 5 exons. NCBI's taxonomy places the organism in Eukaryota, Fungi, Ascomycota, Sordariomycetes, Glomerellales, Glomerellaceae. The record is from RefSeq and is a predicted model, not a curated record. Bases 209 to 1969 code for a protein of 586 amino acids.